Messenger RNA from Babesia microti strain RI, 204 nucleotides. RefSeq lists its product as hypothetical. The transcript has a single exon. The record is from RefSeq and is a predicted model, not a curated record. The coding region runs from base 1 to 204 and encodes 67 amino acids. NCBI's taxonomy places the organism in Eukaryota, Apicomplexa, Aconoidasida, Piroplasmida, Babesiidae.
AUGCAAUUAAUGAUUAUAUAUCCAACAAUUACUAAUUAUUUACAUCAUUCACCAUUAACAAAUAUAGAUAGACAUUCUAAGUAUCUAUCAUUAUUGACACUAGUAUAUAUUAAGUCGUACACACAAAAAAAUAUCUCACUGUACAGUCAGACCAUAUUAAUGGAUAUUAGCAUGUUACAAAUAAAUCAAUUAGUUGUUCAGUAA